Molecule: messenger RNA, 10827 nt
Organism: Spirometra erinaceieuropaei
Lineage: Eukaryota; Metazoa; Platyhelminthes; Cestoda; Diphyllobothriidea; Diphyllobothriidae
Source: the annotation of a GenBank genome assembly
AUGGAGAAAAAUAAGGUUGUGAGUGCCUCCUAUCCCAGUGUUGUUUUUAUUGACAUUCAUUCCUGUUAUAUGCACUCUGCUGUCGUUUGCGACUUUUCUGUCUUCCUCAGCGCCGCAUCCACCUUCACUUAAGUGCUUUCACUUAAGAAGGCAUUCGCCUGAUCCUGCGUCCGGUCUUCUUGACUUUGUACUGGCACCGGGUCUAUGUGGAUAAAGAGGGUAGUGCGGUAGAUGCGGCGUAAGUCUACUAUCCCUAGACUAAUUCACGAGCAACCUAUGGUCGCUGCGCUCACCCUGCCGUGGCGCACACUGUGGACGUCGUGGAAAUCGACGGUCGAACUGCCACCUGAACUGUAUGCAGUAUUGCUAUGUCGAGUAAAUGUGUACUAUAGAAAACGGAUUGGGUGUUGUAUAUUUCGGCCAAGGCAUCUAUUGCUACGAAGAAGAUAACCCUUCUGUCACUAGCCCGUUUACAUUUACUUUGUGUGUUAAUAUAGACGAGCAAUUGUCGAUAUGGUGCAAAGUAAUCAUCUCGGCCAAAAUGAAAACUGUAUACUAAGUUCCAAGUAGGGUUUGUUUAGUUAUGGCUUUUACCGAGCAUUCACUACUGACGACCCUUUUCAGCUUCCUUGUUUGCUUGGGCAUGUUUCGCAAAUAGGUGUCGCCCAUUGAGGAAACCAUUCUGUUUCACUGAGUCGGUGGCUCUUUCAAGUCAGAAUGCAAAUCAACAAAGCUGAGAGUGCAGAUCAGAUGUCAGCCAGCCAGUGAGCCAUUUUGCUGACUACAAGUUCAAUUGAGUGUUGUCCAUAAGGUUUGUUCCCAAGUCACGCUACCUUGCAGGCCGUGAGGAAUCGCAUGCACAGGUCAUGCCCUAGGGCAUGAUCACUGGGAUUGACUAAUAGGAGGAUGGGUUGCAUGGCAGCACUUUUGACGGGGAAUGGGGCGAGUACAGUAGCCCUGGCACCAUUCAAUAAUCUACUUUUCGCCGUUCGACCAUCUCUGCCUACGGAUAAGUGUGUAAGUAAUGUGUGCCGCCGUCGUCUCGGACGAAACAGUCGGAGCUCACCAUCCAAAAAAGUCGACCGAGACGAUUCUGGCGCGCUCAUUGAUUCUGCCAUCGAUCCGAAGCCACUGCCCACCAAGAGGCUCGAAAAGAAGAUCAGCUGAAUAUCUGGCUCAACAAAGUUCGUCAGGACAUGGAAGAGGUUCUUAAACCCUCGUUGUUCGGUUUCCGUCACUGGAGGAGGGAAUAAUCGAGCUGUCGGGAUCCGCUGCUUCAGAUCGUCGCGCGUGGAGAGGUACAAUUCACAAUAUCAUCGAGGUCGGCUAGAUCGGGCAUGAUGACAGCUGUACCAAGUAUAUGGGUUGAGCUAUAAUCGAGAGAAUUUGCCUGUCGUAGACCUUACUCUUCUCGCUCUAAGCAUGCUCUAGGAGCUCGGCUUAGUCGAACUCCUGGAGUUGUAGUCAUGCGCAGUUGAUGAUCGGGCCUGUUUUCGAUUAGCGUAUCACAGCGUGUAGCCGGUUCUUGUUCAAAUAGUCUGCACUGUCUGACAGUCCUUUUUAAGUUUGGCUCCCCAGCGCUAACCCAUUUGGACUCGGAAGCACCUACCGUGGACGAUGCUUGGCAGGCUGAUUUAGGCGAUACCGAGAAGCGUUUACUAUGCACUCACAUAACCUUUACGCGUAAUGAACUAAUGGCCUUCGUAAGAAAUUAAUCCUUUUUUCAUACAUGUUUGGCAGACUGAAUAAUUUAUAUCUACCCAACUGUGAAAAACUUAGCGCCUCGGUGGGAUUCGAACCCAUGACAGCACGGGGUAGGCUUUAGUACAUCCAACGCUCUAGCCACCUAAGCUACGAGGCCCCACUGGAAGACGGGAAUUUAAUCACAUUUGGGUCAAGUUACUCGCCCAGCCUACUGCAGCGUCUGGAAUCCACCAAAUCUGAUGCAGCAAGCUGACUGCCAAAGCAGGAUUUCCUAAGCAAACCACUUAGAAUCCACCAGGUGACUACCUGGCGCAAGUAAAUCAUAGGUGUUUUGGCAGAUUUUGAAUAAUUCAUAUUGACCUAACUCGGCGUCUCGGUUGAUUACUUCGGAAAUUCUGCUUGGGCAGUUAGCCUCCUGUAUCAGAAUUGGUGGAUUCAAGACGUUGCGGUAGACUUGGCGGGUAAAUUGACUCAAAUGUGAUUCAGCCCACGUCUUCCGGUGGGGCCUCAUGGCUGAGGUGGCCAGAGUAUUGGCUGUAUUAAGACCUUCCUCUUGCUGUCUUGGGUUCGAAUCCCACCGGGGCUCCGAGUUUUUCACAGUCGGGUAAAUAUGAAUAAUCCCUUUUUCUACAAGAACACAAGCGUUUAUGCUGCUUUCCUAACCAUUACUUGACUAGAUGAGACUUCACAUGUGUCCUAAAGUAGGCUGAGACUGAGUUGAGAAUACUAAGUCCUUUCAAUGCGCUUAUGAUGGACAUUAUUUUCUGACCAACCUCUUAAUUGCCUUGACAAUGUUGACUUGAUUUUUGUACUUUUUCUGCUGCAUCUGACCCACAUAUUUUGAGUUAAUUGGGCUUAUUUUUAGUUGGAUCUUACACGUCUCUCGCAUUCAGAACUGAAGGAUUAUGGCAACAAAUUUUUUGCCGCCUCUGACUGUCGGCGUGCAGUCGAGUGCUACAGUCAUGCUAUAAAGAAGAACGGCUCAGUCUCGACGUACUACUCUAAUCGUGCAUUGUGUUAUGUUCAGUUAAAGCAGUACGAUAAGGCAUUUGCCGAUUGCAGGUAACCGUCGACCCUUUUUGCCCUUCUUUUGCGAAUCACGCUUACGCAUUAUUGGGUGGUGUAGAGGAUGGCUAAAGUUUAUAACUUAGACUUCUGCAGUAGUCCAUUCUCACUCGUCCUGAUUGCUAUUCUACAUCUUAUUUCUGACAAUGUCUAAUCAAUAAUCCGAUUGGAUUUUUAUCACAGAACUGAUUUAUAUUCAGGAGUUCCAAAAUAUAUCGAGACAAACAAGAGUUAUGCGAUCAUAUAUAAAUUUCUCCGAAAGCACAAGGCCUUUAUCCAACAGCGGCUUGCUACUUUUUGUAAAAGGAUAUUUAUGUGCUUUUUGUCAGACGUAAAUAGUCUUAGUUACUUUCCCAUUCGUGAAAAACUUGGUGGUCUCGGUGGGGUUUUUAUCUUUAACAUAAAUGGCUAUCCUUCAGUGCAGCCAAACACUUCUGCAUGAGUCAUCAAUGCAGGGCUUUAAGCUUUUCACUGUUAAGUUGGAAUUGUCUACACAAACCACUGUAAAAUCCACGAAUUCUACCCAAUGAGUUAACUGCCCAUGCAGAUUCUCUCAAGCAGUAGGUAAAAUUCACCAGAUGACUACCAGACCCACUUUUAAUAGCUGCUUCAGCAGGUAUGAACAGUUCUGACUUACAUAUCAAUCGUGAAACAUUGAUGUUUCUGUCGCCGACCCGAACCACCAGGUUCUUCGCAAUGGGAAGUCGGUCAAAAACUCGAUUCCUUAUAUAUAACCGCUUAAUCAAAUUAAGUACGUGCAAAAUAUUACUCUUCCGAUUCGUGCGCGGGUUCUUUCGUAAAGCUAGUAACUUUUCCUUAAGCUCGGGCGUUUUCAAGGAAUUAAUUUAUGCAGCGAGUUAUAGUUUCAUACCGAAAACCUAAGUGGACAUGGAAUUCGAUUCCCCUGAAUGGUUGUGUUAAAAUGUAAGAUGGAUCCUCCUUUACUAUCCGUCUAGGAAACGUUUCAAGGUUCAAAAAUGCCAAUAAAUUUUCUAAAACCUUUAGCUAUAGGACUGGACUUCAUAUCGACUAAAUUACAAGCAGGUAUUGCUUAAAACGUAGAUUCAUCAUUUUCUGUUGUUUGUGGAAAACUUCGGUGAAGGGACAUUAUACGUUCCAGCAUUUAAUUGAGAAAACUCGGACGCCUUUCUGUUGGAAUCUCCCUGAUAAGCAGUAUGCAGUCCUUAUUUUCUAGCCAACACCGUUUAUUUAUCCGAGCCUACAAGCCUUUUCGGAGGGCUUUAUUUAUAUAGUUCUAAUUUUUAUGACUGGCGCUAGGUUUCGUGUUCUGUUCUCUGGUGUUAGCCUCGCCUGACGCCUUAGAUAGCUGGCAGCUUUAGGCGGGAAAUCCCGCAACCGCUGGUCGUACAGCAGGCUUUGUAAUUUUGUAAGUGAACUCUAAGCAUUGCAUUUGAAAAAGUUUCCAUCAAGCCGUGGUUUCAAACCAAACCUGCGAGUUUGACUUUUGUAAUCAUAAGUACGCAGACACGAGUUGGUUUUUCAAGUGAACGCAUAGGGAAAGUUGUACAUAAGCGAGCACCUUGGGCAGUAACCACACUGAACUGUACUCUGCCCCCAUAUCUAUGAAUAAUCGGUCAGGAAAACGACUGUAUUUGUACCUCGACCGGUUAAGCUGUGCCUGUCUGUGUGAUUUACAGCUGGGACUGUAACGAUUCUCGUUCGCCUCGGGAUUUCGACAAUCAAGUCUCGAUACGACCCGUCAACGAUACAAUGCAUUAUGAAAACGAAGGUUGCCUGUAGAACAAGUCCCGUUCACCCCAGCCUGGUCCUGCCUAGGAGGAAGACGACAUGGGGUUCGAAAAUAGGCACCUUAAAAAAUCCUCGACUGUUAAACAACAUAUCCUAUCGACGGAACUAUUUUAAAAUUCCCGCCUUUUUACUCCUGUCUCCUUUUCGUACUAGAAUCUGUGCCUUCCAAGCAGUUUGCUUCUUUUCCGUCCUCUGUACAGACGGGCCCUGGAGCUGGACCCGAGCAACCUGAAGGCAUUUUUCUUUGCUGGUCAAUGCCAUCUGGCUCUGGGAAAAUACGAUGAAGCAAUUGCAAAACUCACAACGGCGCACAACCUCGCUCUAGAAAGUCAUCGCAACUUUGGAGACGAUAUAACCUCUGUGAUUCGCGUCGCCAAGUGGAAACGCUUUGAGCAGCUAAAUGAAAAGAGACGUCAACAAGAAAUCGAACUUCAGGUAGGGUAGCUAUUUUUGACCCAUUUCACUGGUUGUACGCUUUCUUUGUUGCAACCAUCCGUGCCGUACGCUAGAUUCUCCCGUCUGAGAAAACCAUUGCAUGCUCGCCAGUUACCGUCAGUUAUACAGAUUUUCGAGCUGGGUUUCAUUUUGAGUUUUGUAAGACAUGAGUUUUGAAUCUUGACCGACAGCCAUACUUACGAAGCAUCAUUUCCUUAUAACAUCCUUCCGCGUCCUGAAAUGCCCAUAUGUACUUUAACUACCAGACUUUGAAUGUUCCGGAAAGUUGCAGUGGAUGAUGACAUCACAGAUAAUUCAUGACAGUUUGACCGUCGUUCACGACGAUGCCCACUAAGUGAUCCACAGCAGAGUAGGUGCAGGGACGGUGACUGGCACGUGAAUUAUUUUAAAGUGAUAGUAAACUUACACUGAACCUACCGCACUCCUUCCUCCCUCACCUGGAUCCGCUGUCAAGAAGGCCGGAGACUGGAAAGGACAUAAUUGACUGGCGUGACGUAAACCCGCACCUAGGCGUACCACAACGUCCCUGGUCCACAUCGUACACUAACAUAGGUUUUACACAACAAGAGGAGAGGGAGGACGGCUCGGAUCCCACGGAAUGGGAGUGCCAUAGAUGCCACAUUAAGAAGGAGCCAUUGCAGCCUGACUCAGUCCACCAGUCGGCCACUUCUCGCAAACGCUCACUGGGCUGACUGCAAGGUCCGAGUUCCAUCGUCGGUUGACAACCCUCCAAGCCACGGCGCUUAGUGCAUCGUGAUAGCUCCCGGUCUUGGAUUAAACAUGCAGCAGAGUAGCCACAUGGAGAGAGAGAGAGGGAGAGAGGGAGAGAGAGAGAGAGAGAAAGAGCGGAGAAGCACACAUCCCACUUACGUGAGAGGUGCCAAUUGCGUGCUUACGUUGUGUGAUGUUGGGUGCGGUAAUGUUUGUUGUAGGUGGAGGUGGGCCCGCAGUUCCUCGCUGUCUGCAUCUGUUAUGUGUGCAUUUGACCAUGCAUCUAUGGCUUGUUUUUAGGUGUAGCGUUUGCAAGAUCAUCGUUUUGGUAAAAAUGGGUCGUCAUGUAAUUGGUCAUCUCGAUCUUGUAUACCCCAUCCCUUGAUGCUCGGGUAGCACUGCCGCUGUGGGUCCGUCCAACCGUUUGCCACUUGUGGCCGCCCCCGAUAUCCAGCAUCUUGACCAAAAGGCAGAUGACACCUUCGCAGCAUAUGGACCCAAAUCGAUACUGUUGGCGGGAGUUUUGCUGAAUUUCGAAGGUGUUUUUGGCUCCUCUGCGAUAUCUUAAUUACCAUUAAACUUCGUGUGUGCCGGAUAUUCGUUCAGCCUGUUCUCAGUUGCCACUGUGAAUGCUAAUCUUUGCGUGUCCAAAGCUGGUCCCUAACACUUGACCGGACACUUUAUCCGAGGUUUUUCCUCGAGUGCCUUCACUUACCAAUACCUACCUCCUGGAUAGAGGUGGAAAUAGUAUGUAUUUGGUACCGACUCAUAAUAACCAUGUUACAGUGCUAUCCGCGGUUGUUACGGUGUGCCCGUUGGUAUGCCACCUCCGGGGUUCCCGUGUCUUUGCGGCAAUGUGGCACAUUUACCUAUUUGCGGUUGUAACUUUCGCUGAGGGCUUUUCCACUAUCCGCCACCCGUGCAUCCAUUGGGUAGCCAGGUGCUAAGUUGGAGACUACUGGAAGUUGGCCCCAUACCACCUUCCUUUACUAUCAGUUGACGGAAGAUUUACGCGACGCCAGGCACAUGAAGCACGGCGUACGGGCCUAGAGGCCUACCUAAGCCCCGCUUUUACGUCCGCUCAUUAGGUAAGCAAUUUAUAAUCGUGAACAGUUAAUACGUACCGCCUAUAUGUAACUCCACAACCUAAGUGCGGGUCCGGCCGCGCCAGCCAACUGCGCGCUCACCCGCCCCCGGGCCCCUUGAUCUUUUGACAUCGGGCCCAGGGGGAGGAGUAUGGUAGAUGUUGCGCAAGUCUACUCUCAUUACAAAAAAGAUCACACCCAAGUCACCUUGCCUGCUCUCACCCUGCUGUAGAGCGCACGGUGGACAUCAUCGGUCAUGACGAUCAAACUGUCAUCUGUAGCACCUUCAGAAUUGCUCUCUGUAUUUGCCUUCUUUACAGCGAAUACCUUAUCCACUUAUCUCUUCCGUUGACCACCUCGACACCACCAUCCAGCGUCAGCUUUACGCGGAUAGCCUCAGGUAAAAGCAUCAGAUAACUGAUCCAUCCAAGUCAAUAGGCAAACACGACACAUUUGGCGAGUAGUGUUGCUGACCGGCUUUAUAGACGUUCGUACUCAACGCCUUAAAGUGGGUUAUCCGAACUGGGAAAUUCUGCCUGCUAAAAUCAGGCCAUCUACUCAAUUCAGGUCAACAACUCGCAGUUCAUUGUCCCCCUACUCAGGCACACCAGGCGAAUCGAGCAGUGGGCGGUGUACCUUAUAUUCGUGACAGUUUUGCCAUUGGUCUGCUUGAGUGUUUUUCGAUUUUAAGCAAUUGCCUCAUCCUCUGUGAUAUGCCGGUUUAAUUUCUUGCAUAGACGAAAACAGCCUUCCCUAGAAGGGUUUUAUUGUCACUUCAGUGUUUGAAACAGUCAGUUGCAAAUUGAAUUGACCUGUAGACAUGAGCACUCAUUCAUUCUCUACCUCCUUUUUAGACUUACCUAACCAGAUUGAUACUAGAAGAUGCUGAAAAACGACGGAAUAGACUGCUGAACAAACCCAACGCAACUGAUUGUGGUGGUUGUAGUUACGGCAGAAAGUUUAGCAACGAUGAGACUCUUAAAAAAGCGAAGGAGGCAGAGGGAGGAGAGACGACGGGAGAUGACGUGACGGCACCUGGCGACACCAAAACCGACGAGGAUGCGCAGGUGUCACGAACUGCUCCCGCGAGCGAAUCGGUGGCUCAGAACACACAGGUGGACGCCAGUGUCUCAAUUAUCCAUCAGGACAACUUAGACGUCGCAGCUGCCUGCUCUCAGAUCGACGCGGAAGCCGCGCUGCGAAUACGUGAGGUGGACGAGAUGUUCACCCAGGUUUGUUUUCUUACUCAUGCGCAUCCCUCGUUGUCAGCUUUACUUCAGCAUAUUGUACAAAUGGAUCAGUGAGCUGUCCUUGUGGCUCUCCUCCCAAACUAACUUACCGACAACAGAUCCUAGAUGAUUCCCGCAUUUCGAAAUCCAUCUCUCCUCUCGGCGAUGCUAAACAUAAUCCAAUAGUCAGCUCCGAUAAUUUAAACUCCACUGUCAGGUUAAAACCGCAGGCAAAUUUACCUACCCGCCAUACAGCUUGUCCCCUGUUUUGCCCUGACAUUCUCCUGUGCAAUAUACUUGCAACGUUGGUUUUAAAGGCCGAUUGUCUGAAACUUUCCAAACGUACAGAAAUCAAGUACCUAUCGGUAUUGCCUAUCAUAAUUUACCUAUUUGUGUUCUCUUCCAACCAAAACCUUAGCUCUUGUAUAAUUAGGGUCACAAUGUUUCCAUGGUGAGUUUUUCAGCUAUGAACAAGUUUUUUUCUGAAAGCCACAAGUUUAUGUAUUCCGUACGCUCAAAAACUAGGAGUUCAGCAGUGAAACACCGACGUUAGUCGACUUUUGACAGACUGAAUUUGCCCACUUUGAACUUUUUAUUCUACUAUUUAUACAUACCCACCCAGUGUGUCUUUCCAACUGAACCGAUUAAAUUCGUUUGCUUGCGUUCCACAGCAUCCAAUGAUAGGCCGGCGUCUACAGGCCAUGCCUUCCCAAGUUGCGAUUUUUGAUGUGUCAGCCAAUUGGAGGACCCUCAUCACCUUGUUGGAAUCUCGAUGGCGUUUUAUAGAGUUGGUCCGGGUCUGUCUUUAAAGAAGCUUCUUUUCUAUUGAGAGGCAGCGUUUGGAUCCGAAGUAGGCAAUGCGUGAAGUCGAACGAUGCCACGUCAUAAUUUUGGAAAUAUCGCCGACUAAGACCAGAGAGACUGCUUGUUAGUCAUCGUCCUUUGAUACUCGAUCCUUAGAAUGGGCAAUGUAAGGGGUUGGAACCAUGGUUUAGCUGAUUUAAAGCCAAACGCUCUGUCACUUUAUCAAACUCUAUCGACCACAAUUACUUGGUCGUUGUGUUCAGUGAUACAGCCUCAUUGUAGAGUGGAAUUUUGAUGUUCCAUCUUGCCUUGGGGCUUCCGCCUGGAGCUCUCCUAAACAGUAGUAUGACGAUGACCAGACGACACAGUCACGGGGACCGGCUUAUUUGGACGUCUAAACACAACGGGGAAAUGGGAACGCUCCGCCCAAGUAAUAAAGAUGGACCUGUGCAUUAUUAUAGAAAGGGCAAAAUAUUCCUGUGUCCCAACUCCAACAAUAACCUGAAUAUGAAACUAAACCGUUGCUCCUAUCUUGACCCGCACCCCUCCUUAAACCUUAAAUCUGCAGUUAGCACUAGCCUUUACCUUAAACAUAAACAUGAUCCUGACUUACCUGACCAUUAACUUUAAAUCUAGCCUCAAAUCUAAUCCUUAACGUAAUCCUAACCUUAAACCUAAUCCUAAUUUCACUGGAGGCUGGCUCAAAGCCACCCGUAUUGCAGGCGGUUCCUGUUCUCGUGCCAUGUUUAGGGUUGACAUAAGUCAGUCCUACCCGGCAGUAGUGAAGUAUUACUAAGACUAAAUGAUCAUCUAUGGCCAGCGACCGAUCAAUGUUCGACAUCUUCGAUUUAUCCGUACCGCAAAGGCUAGCAAUGUUCAAUUUAACGAUCGGCGUACUUUUUAGGAUUCGAGAGUUGCGAAAAUUCCCAUAGCAGUAACCAGAAGACGAGGUGGCGAGCAUACGUAGCUUUCGAUAAAUUCUCGUCGGGCCAGUACAUUCAUAUCACGUCAGUGAUAAGAUAAAUCGAUAAGAUAAAUAUCGUCAAGAUAAAUCGACUAAAGUUCGCCUUGAAACACAGGCUGGGUGUGGGGAAGGGGGGGAGAGUGGUAAUAGUAGUCACUGUCGGGCGUGGUAGGAGCGGAAGGGGGCGGGAGAGUUGUAGUGUUAGUCGACCUUCGACCACUGUAGGCGCGGAACCUGAACGUGGUUCUUCUGUGCUCACAAGGUUGGUUUUCGCAACCUGAUGGUGGCCGCCUCUGCUGUUGCUAACAGGCGCUGUCCCAGUGGUUUUUAGGUUUCCCUUAAAAUUGAGCCCUCGGCAGUACCAGCGAUUUCUCCGCAAAUUUAGUGCUUUUCGUUCUUUGCCAACGUAGAGCAUGCUUGAAUUUGCCAUGUUCACUUUGACAGACUGGACGUUCAAUCAUAGCUUAUUGGUAACGAAUCACUGACGCUCUAAAAAACACCUGUUUAUAGGAAUAGAAGAAUCGGGUGUCUCAACUUGCCGACGCUGCCUCAAAUAGCAGUGAGCAAGGUCGGUAGGGCAUUAGUUUCGUGUUCGUUUUCUGACUAUUCGCCCGCGAGUCAUUCGUCGACCUCACCUACAAUUUACUCUGGGAAAUGAAGGUACUAUUCUGUCUAUUGCAUUGGGUUUCCAUUGUUUGCACUACCGCAAACUGCACUCCAAUUCAGUUUGGAUUACCAGCUUUCUAGACAGUCAUGCCUUCUCCAACAUAUUUUUUAGCUGGACGAACGUCGCAAAAAACGCGAGGUUCCCGACUACCUAUGCGGCCAAAUCAGCUUUGAGUUGAUGCUCGACCCCGUCAUCACACCCAGCGGUAUCACCUACGACCGGCGUUCUAUCCGUGCCCACCUCCAGCAGGUGGGCCAUUUCGAUCCGAUAACUCGCCAGCCUUUGACCUACGAUCAACUCAUCCCCAAUCUUGCGAUGAAGGAGGUUGUAUCCAAGUUCCUGGAGGAAAAUCCUUGGGCUGAGGGCUACUAA